CGAAAAGUUAGGCUUCGUCACUGCAACAAAAACAACCAGCAGAAACAAUUAUGGACCUUGUGAGACAAACAGUAUUAUUGUUCCUUCUUACGUUACCAAGUUUUUACUGUAAAACAAAUUGCAGACGAAGCGAACCACAAUUCAACAAUUGUGUUGAAAAUCAAAUGAACUCAAUGAAAUCAAAAUCGUUUGUCAAAAAGGGCCUGCCUAGCCUCAAGAUUGGACCCUUGGACCCCUUGUUUGUACCAAAGAUACGACUACGCCAAGGCAGUGGACCUGUAUCUCUGGACCUCACGUCUACUGACCAAAUCUUCAAAGGGAUCGUCAACUACAGAAUAACCUCUGCCAAGAUUGAUCUGAAGAAUUACAAGAUGGAGUUUACAGUUACCUUACCUUGGCUUUAUGUCGGAGGAAAAACUAAAAUGGAAGGGAGGAUAUUAGCUUUUCCAAUAAACGGAUAUGGUGACAGUUGGAGUAACUAUACAAUGGUGUCUGGGAAAGCGAUUCUAAAAGGACAUCCUGUAGAAAUGGAAGGAAAGCAGUUCUUUAGACUGGACACGGUCAAAUUUGACAUGGCAGUAAAACAGGCAACAGUACAGAUGAGCGGUCUUUUUGAUGGGAAUGAAGAGCUAGCAACAGCUAUGAACAACCUUAUGAGCAACAACUGGGAGAUUAUAUUUCAAGAGUUGAAGCCGGUGAUUGACCAAACUGUAGAGGAACUUAUAAAAGACACAGCUGUAAAACUCUUUAACUACUACAGCCUGGAUGAGCUAUUUCCAAAAUGAUUGUGAUAGUAGUUUUAACUGUUGUGGAAACAUAUUAUGUUACUAAAAUG
Macrosteles quadrilineatus (aster leafhopper) is the source of this 835-nucleotide messenger RNA. Its product is annotated as protein takeout-like. The record is from RefSeq and is a predicted model, not a curated record. The coding region runs from base 51 to 785 and encodes 244 amino acids. The transcript has 7 exons. NCBI's taxonomy places the organism in Eukaryota, Metazoa, Arthropoda, Insecta, Hemiptera, Cicadellidae.